AUGAAACGAGUUGUGAUUGGAAUGUCGGGCGGUGUCGAUAGUGCAGUUUCAGCAUAUUUGUUGAAAAAGAGAGGAUUUGAUGUGAUUGGAGUUCACAUGGUGAGGAAUUUCCAGAUUUUAAAAAUACAGGACUUUUUUCCAGAUAAAUUGGGAUCCGCUGGAAGAGGGAACAUCGAAUUGUCCAAGAACUAAAGAUGAAAGUGAUGCACGAGCGGUUUGUGAGUUUUUUGAAAAGGAAUUUUAUUGUUAGUCCAGAAUAUUUUCAAGAAGCUGUACUUUCUGCAAAAUAAAAUAUUAACAAUCAAAAAUUCAAUAGAAAACCGGAAAUUUUGCAUAGUUUUUAAAUUUUUAUUCACAUGUUUCAAAGUUAUUCUCCUCCUCGAAAUCCAUUUUAUCGAUCUUAUUCCAAAUCGAAACAGCUGAAUUUUUGUGAUGCAAAAUUGAAAAUAACUUCCGAUCGAAUCCAAAAUAUCAGCAAUUUUUGUUUGAAAAAUUCUCACGUGAAAAAUCUAGGUCAAAUAAUAAAUUUUGAAAAUAAUUUACCAAUUAAAAAAUACGUGACCUAGUUUAAUCCACGUUUUUUUCUCCUAACCCAAAAAAAAAUUAGAGGAACCCUCAUUUAUUAUUUUUUGGGAUAUGAGAACACCCCGCUAAAUUUUUUUGUUCAAAAAUUGGAAAUCACACUAACCUAGCUUACAAGGCCAGCUUACCUGACCUAAUCUCAAAAAGGGAGAGGCGGUAACUACGGUUGUUAGCCCCCAAUUUGCCGACAAAUCGGGGUUACACCUUCUCGCCAUCGGUGAGGCCAACCUUUUGAGAAGGCCCCCUCCCUUUCCCAUGUGAAAGAUCCUCGGAGGAGAUUCGGGGGCCGUGUCCCGAAUCUAUCGAUCUCGAUCUGUUAUGAAAAUCUGAAACCCGCCGUCCCGGACCGAAGGCUUAUUAGUUCGUCGUCGUCGAUCUCCUCCAUCAUAUGCCUCUAGUUCACCUAGCAACUAUACACAAACAAUUACCCCAGAUACCCAAGAAAUUUGGUAGAAGUUUGGGAAUAAAGUUUGAAUAUAUACCGAGGUAUAUAUUCAAACUUGACAAUCCUGCCACAUCAGACGACAAUACGCCCGGUAGCGCUAUCGGUUUUUGAUUUUUUCUAUGAAGUUAAACUAAAAAAAAGUCGUAAGUAAGAUUUUUUUGUUUUUGAAUUUAGAUAUGAUAAAUGAAAAGUAGUGAAAAUAAAUAUAGUUAACUACGAGUGUUGAAAAAAGAAACGCAAAGUCGCCUGAUAUUUCGGAUCGUGUUGGAUAGAUUUAAAGGAAUUGGACAAGAGCAUGUGUAAAAGUUGCUUCCCAGCAACUUUGUCUCAAGCCAACCCGUGAAUUUAGCAUAACCCCCGAAGAGGAUUGUGCGGUAUCUGAGAAGUUUGUGUACAGCGCCCCGUUGCCGGGCCUCACGUAAGAAAACACGGUCCUAGGCUGGUUCAAACCAGAGGUCCGGUUUGUUUCGAUUGCCAUGCCAGCCAGAAGAAGCCCCCGGUCCACCUGAAAAGAAACCUCCCAAAAAUCACCUCACCUCCUCCUUCCUCGUCGUCGUCGAUGAUCGAUGAAUCCAGCCAAUAUCUCCUGAGGUAACCUGGCAGACUGGAUCCCCAGACACGAAGUUACUUACUUAUUUUUGAAAUUGUUAUUUUUUUUUUAAAUUUAGUUACUUACUUACUUAUUUAACCUAACACCGGACAUUAAUACGCCCGAUAGCGCUACCGUAAUGGUUUUUUGAGUAGUUAUUUUUUAGUUUUUUGAAUUAUGUUUUAAUUGAAAAGGUUAGAUUCAAAAGAACGUAUAUAAUGCCGGUAAUUGUUUCGUGCCUGAGAAUUUUAAACCAAUCCGCCCCUUGCGCGGGCCUCCAGUAAAACCUUCCUCGGCUGGUUACCGGGAGUUCCCUUUCGUACUGUCAUAACAUUCCCGCAUUAUUGAUUUCCGCCAUUUGCCAAACGAUUGUUGUCGAAUACUGGCAGUUUGUGAGGUACUUUUUUUGCUAGGUACUUUUUUUGUUGAGAUUCACGUGAAAGAUAACAAUUAAAGGUCACGUUAUUUUAGAAUUUCAGCCAAAAUUGAUCAUUUUUUGUUUUUGAACAACUGAAAUUGAAAAAAUUAAAAAAUGAGCUAAUAUUUUUCUUUCAUGAAAAUAGUUUUAAAAAAAAACCUCACAAAUUUUCCAGGCGCCAAACUCGAAAUCCCAUUCCACACAGUCAAUUUCGUCAAAGAAUAUUGGUCAGAAGUAUUCCUAAAAUUUCUCGAAAACUACAAAAUCGGUCGAACAACAGUUCCAGACAUCGAAUGCAAUCGAUCAAUAAAAUUCGAACAUUUUCACAAUCGAAUGAUUCAAGAAUUUGAUGCUGAUUUUAUAGCAACAGGACAUUAUGCUUCAACUUCUUUCGGGGAUUUUCAAGAAAAACAAAAUGAGAAACUUCGUGUGGAACUUUUGACAGCCAAAGAUCCGAUCAAAGAUCAAACUUAUUUUCUAAGCACAGUUCGGCAGGAACAAUUGAAACGAUCGAUAUUUCCACUUGGUGGAAUGUUGAAAACUGAUGUGAAAAAAAUUGCAGAGGAAUUAGGAUUGUAUACUGUUGCCAAGAAAGCUGAGGUUAUUUUUCAAGGAAAAAAUGUUUUUUUCUGGAAAAAAAUCGAAUUUUUCUAGAGCAUGGGUAUUUGUUUUGUUGGAAAGAAAGCGAAAUUCGAUGAAUUUAUCGAUGAAUACAUUGAAGAGAAAAAAGGAAAAAUUAUCGCAGAAUCCGGAGAAAUUAUUGGGGAACAUAACGGAAUUCAUCAUUUCACAAUCGGAAAACGAAUCCAUGGAAAAUAUUUGAGAAAAUUGAGUCAUUUUGGAUAUUUUGUAUCAGAUAUUGAAAUAUCUUCAAAUAAUAUUUUGGCUGUUGAAGGUUCACAUAAUCCAAAACUCUAUGCGACGAAAUUUGAAAUCGAGAAACCGAAUUGGAUUUCUGGGAGAGAAGAUGAGGAUUUGGAUUUGGAUUCAGUGACGUGUCGAAUUCAACGAACACAUCCAGCAAUUCCAUGUUCAUCGGAAAAUCUUGGGAAUUCGAGGAUCUUAGUGAUACCGCGUGUGCCAUUGAGAGCUGCUGCACCUGGACAGGUUCGUCGAAAAUUUUCAGUCAAGAAAGUUCCACGUUUUGGCGCCAAAAAUAGGCUAUAGUAAACCGGGAAAAAAUACGUUUCAAAAUUGGGAUAAUAUUUUAGUGAAAAUUUGAAUAUUUACUGUUGUCGGGAAAGUAUAAAAAAUUUUCUUUGAAAAAAUCCAAAAAAAAUUCCACGUGGAUUUUUUUGUCGCCUAGAUUUCUUAAUUUCUCAAAAAUUUUCAAACUAUGAAAUUUUGAAGUUUUUCAUGUUUAAAAUUAUGGAUGUUUCUAGCUAAAAUUUAUUUUUUUUAAUUUGGAUUUUUCGAACCAAUAUCCAAAUUUCCAAAAAAUCGACUGAAAUUUCAAGAAUUCAAAAAAUUCCAAUAUUUUUCAGAUGUGUGUUUUCUACAAAGGCAACAUUUGUUUGGGCGGUGGAGAAGUUCAAAAAAUCAUCGAAACACUAUGA
Messenger RNA from Caenorhabditis angaria, 3590 nucleotides. The record is from the annotation of a GenBank genome assembly. NCBI's taxonomy places the organism in Eukaryota, Metazoa, Nematoda, Chromadorea, Rhabditida, Rhabditidae.